Molecule: messenger RNA, 6732 nt
Organism: Bactrocera tryoni
Lineage: Eukaryota; Metazoa; Arthropoda; Insecta; Diptera; Tephritidae
Gene: dpr10
Exons: 8
Coding region: 4332-5786 (484 amino acids)
Biological process (GO): synapse organization
Cellular component (GO): neuron projection membrane
Source: RefSeq, a predicted model, not a curated record
CAGUGGCGGACGCACAUACACCAACAGGCUGGUGGCGAAUCGGAAAAACAGCGCGUCGCAAUCAGUAUCAGUGCAACAGCGCCUGAGAACGCAAGCAAGUGAAUCGACUAACGCUCCGUCUGUAACACCUGAUGUGCGCGACGCACAGACUGAGUCGCGAAUCGUAUUGAUUUGAAUCGAAUCGAACUACUUGGUACGAAAUUUAACGAGUGUGUUGCCCUCAAACACGGCGCCAGAGUAGUGUUGUGAGUAGUGAACCGCGCGCCGCGUGUCAAACGUCAAUUGCAUUGCGGAAGCGUAGCGACCGUCGCGCACGUGAUAGUGACAGAGGCAGAGGCAGUGACAGUGAAUGUGACAGUGUGACUGACAGCGCGAUUGAACGUAGCUGCGUUGUGCAAAGUGGCAUAGAUUCGAAGGAAGAAGCGCUCAUUGAACCUUCCUAUUGCCACAAAUUCCUUACCUGCCCUUUUUCGCUCAACCGCCAAUUUGCAUUUGUUGUUAACCAAGGCACGUACAAGCCAAACGAUAAAAUCUCUAGAACGAAUAUAGCUAGACGAAAGCGGAGUGCGAAGCAUGGAAACCCAUGUAAAUACAUACAUAUGUAAAUAUAUUGGCGGUCGAGUGUUGGUGAUGGCUAAAAGCUUGUGCAGGUGAUAAGCGAAACUAAAAAAAAAUCCAAAAAUAAAGAAGCAGAAGAAUCUGAAGAAUAGGCUCGUGCUUAAAAAGUGAAAAGUGCCAUUAAAUACGCAAAUACGUGAAAUUCAAUGAACGCGUAAAAAAAUUUGUGUUUUGUUUUGGCUGUCAAUAGAAGCGCCACCAACUCCAACAACAAUGCGUCCAUUGCGUCUUCCCCUGAACGCUAAUGGUUUGGUAUUUGCACAGUGAGGCCGGGGCUGUGAUCAUAACAUCACGAACAUCCGCAGGCAUAGAUAAUCGAAGAUGCUGUAAAAAGUGAAGUGUUUUGUGGUCUGCCAUUCGAACAAUUUCUCAAGAAGCGACGCCGCAUACAAACGUAUUGUUGACCUUUCGGUGGAAGGGAAGUGAGUAAGCAAUAAUAUUAACCGCAAAGGCCAUUCAAGUAACAGAGAAAGGCAAAACUACAAUAGCCAUAAAGCGACAAUUCAAUCAAAUAAGUGCGGAGAAACGAAAUAGUGCCAAAGCAGCAAUGAAGAAAAAUGUGAAAAAUGAUAAGUGGCUAAGCGGGUGAGGGAAUAGAAGAAAAUCGGUUACACAAAUGGCUGUAGGUUUAUAAAUGGCCAGUCAUUUUUCCAUUUAUUGUGCUGUGACAGCUAUGCUGGCAGCUGGUGCUGGGCAGCCGCCAGAAAAAUAAACAAAUAAACACUAUUACACAAAUACGCAACGAAGCGAUAUUAAGCGGUAAUUGAAUGAAACCGAAAGUGAAACCAUAAAGGUAAUGAUUUAAUUGAAAUUUGACAUUUCUAGUGCGGCCAUAAGAACGAGUCAAAGCCAUUUGUUAAAAACGCGCGUUUCAGCCGACAAAAAUACAGCCAUAUGUACAAUUUAUAGGGCACGACACGGCGUAUGAGUGAUUUAGUGUAUUUGUGCCCGACUCGGGGUGCUUACAAAACAAAGCCACAGCUUACUGUUACCAAAUAAUGCAAAUGCGCUUUUAUUAAAUUCAAUUUCCACAUUCGAUCCGAAAAUUGUUGCGGCUUAAAGGCUUUGGCAACAUCAACAAUAACUGCAAUAACUAAAAUUGCCACGUAACAACGGUUAAUCAGUGGUGUGGCAGCGCACUGCUGGCAGUUAAUUUACGCAUAGCUGACGCGGCCCACCAUACUCACUGCCUACAAAAAAGCCCAACUAACCCAAAGCAAAACAAGUGCAACAAACGAAAGUACAACAACGAUUUGUGGGCGCGCCAACUGCGAAAUCUGCCGUGAGAACUGCGCAUAUUUGUGCGUUUGUGGCGCCACAAAGCACCCACCAGCAACGAUGUGCCGCUGAGUGCUGCCAAACAGUCGAACUUUUCCGCAUACGCACGCCCGACCGAGUUCGAGUGAAAAAGGCACAGCCGGCAGGCAUUCAUGUGGUCGACUGCACAGCGCUGCCGCGCGGCAUUAGCGCCCAUUAUUACUGAAAUAAAAGGCUAUCAGCGCUUCGGUGUUAAGUAAUUAAGCACCGUAAUUCCCUCGUUGUGAAUUGCCAACGCGCACGUCAUGUGGCAACAACGCGAAAUUGUUUGCGCGAGCAAAUAUUAAAAAAUUAAAUUUCAAACAAAUAUCGCAAAUAUUUGCAGCAGCAAAAACGCUUGCAAACCGCGCCGCAUUCCGCGCUCACCACAACUUUAAAGUAAAAAAUAGAAUUUUACACGAAGUACCGUAAAAAACGGUGAGUCUUUUAUUUGCAUGUAUGAAAGUGUUUGCUGCACGUAUCUAUGCACACCCACACAUACCAACAAAAAUCGCAUAAUACAGCAAAAUAAUAAAGCGUCAUUUUUAACACAAGCUCUUAAUUAAAAUUCUGCAACAGCGCGGAAACUGGAGUAAAACAAACAACUGCGAACACGAUUCAAAAGCAAAAGCGAACGAAAAAAGGGAGAAAAAGGCGAAAAGCCGCGACGUUGAAACCGGAAAGCGCCGAGUGUGCAACAAAUUGGGCAACUAUGAUCAAUAACCGCGCCGAUAGAAAAAUUGCUCGAUUGUGCUAGAAACCGUGGCGCUGUAUGCAUAUUUGAAUAAGUGAAGUAAAAAUAGACCACACGGAUAUACAGCAAGCUGAGAUAUGCAAAAUCUGCCUGAUUGACGCGUCACAUUGCAAGCAAUCGGCGCCGACACCGAAACCGGAGCGGAAGUCUAUUUAAAAGUGAAUCGAUUGCGGAGAGCUUGAGCUUCUAAAAACAAAACACGAAAGAUAAAAGUCAAAUUGAUUAAAUAUAAAUAAACAAAAAUUCGUAAAAUUCGUAAUUCUUAAUGAAAGGUAAGAACCGACUCAGAGGAAAUAAUACAGAAAUAAUAUAAUGGGUUUUGAAUCAAAAAGCGUUUAAAAAAUUUGAAUAAAUAAUUUCAGAGUAAAAAUAGGGGUUUAUUAAAAAUGUUGAGAUUCCUUAUAAUAUCCCAAACAGAAAAUUAUUAAAGUGAAGCAAGCAGUUUUCGAGUAAUUGUUUAUUUAAAAAAUAUUUGAAAAUAAUAAAAAAUUCAGAUUAUUGCGCAAUUUAAACUCACAAAAGUGAAAAUAACAUCAAGUUUAGUCCAAAGCAACGCUUCUUAGAGUUCGCUGGCCGUUUAAGUGGCCGCAAAUAAAAAGCAGUGUCUGCGUCGUUUAAGCGCACCAAAUUUUGCAGACAAAAGCAGGACGUACGAAAGCGUGGAUUAGCAAUAAAAACGAAUGUUGUUGUUGUCUGUUGUAGGCGAGCACACUUUCGUCGAAGCGUCGAAUUAGCGAGCGUUUCCGGGGUCGCGUGUGAAAAUUGGCAGUGAAUUGCGGCGCGUCGGCAAACAGUGCCACAUAUCGACCGUUACAAACUCGCUACCAUCCGACCAAGCUCUACGCGGGUAAGUGGGUCGGCUAGUGUAAAAACAAAUCCGUAUACUGUACCGGGCGGCGAACGCCUGUAAAUACGCAUACGCCCAGGCGCUAGUCGAAUGCAAAGCCGGAUGCCGGAAACUGAGUGGCGGUAACUAAAUAAAGCUGGUAAACGCGAAAAUAACAGAAUUGCACAAAAAGUGUGAAAAAUAGUAAAUAAGUGAAAUAUAACGGCCCAAUAAAUGCAAUAAAAGUGAAGUGCAGACAACGGUAAUUUACGACGAAAAGGCUCGUUGGCCGAGCGGAAAUCGCGAAACUGUGCAACCGCCAACAGAAAAACCAAAACGAACGCCUAAAAAGCGGGUUCAAAAACAUAAAUUUGGGCACUUGGCGCGGUCACUUUGCAUAUGUAAAUGCAUGCACACACAAACAAUUUUACAUAGGCGCUUGCGUGUUUGUCUGUCGGUGAUUUUGUGCGCGAUUCUCGUCAUUGUUCGGGUUGUUUUUUUGAUUCACUCACGGUGAGUGGCACUUGCCGCACUCAAAUUUUGACGCGUGAAUGAGAUUAUGCAAUUGGGCGCUUGUGGCCAGAGAGCCGCUUCUAUAAACGCGUAAACGUGUGUGAGUGCAUUUUGGUUGGAUAUUUUUUGCAGUUUUUGAAGUGAAGUGUUUUUGUGCUUCUAAACGCAUAGAAUAUUUAACAUCAGUGGAAAAUUAUUUUUACAAAUAAAAAUCGUUCGUGGAAACCUAGGCGCUAGCUCGGUUACCUCAACAAACAAUAACGGUUAACGGUUGUUUCAUUGCUGCUGCGAGCUGAGCAUUUAGCUCACGAGCUGCACAUCAAGAUGAUCGCCUUCCUGACGCUGUUCUUCUACAUGACAAGUCUGACAAUGUGCUAUCAACGAUUGUCAGUUAACAACAACAAUCACAAUAAUUUAGACGCAAAACCAACACACAUGCCACCGUUGCACUACCCGCAUGGCCACAGAUGGAACGAACCAUUUUUUGAUCUGACGAUGCCGAAGAACAUAACAUCGCUCGUGGGCAAAUCAGCAUAUUUGGGAUGUCGUGUCAAACAUUUGGGGAACAAGACAGUUGCCUGGAUACGCCACCGCGACCUGCACAUCCUCACCGUGGGCACCUACACAUACACAACAGAUCAGCGGUUUCAAACUUCCUACCAUCGUGAUAUCGACGAAUGGACUCUGCAAAUAAAAUGGGCACAGCAGCGCGAUGCCGGCGUCUACGAGUGCCAAAUAUCGACCCAACCGGUGCGCAGCUUUUCAGUUAACUUAAACAUUGUGGACACCAUUGACGACGAGACGAGCAGCCUGCUGCAGCAGUACUACAGCGACGAUGCGUUUUACAUAAGUUCCGAUCGUAUUUACCAGUCCAGCGACGACGAGUUUGCGGGCAUGUUCGGGCACAUACAAACAGUGGCCGUGCCAACGGCAAGCAUACUGGGUGGUCCCGACCUGUACGUGGAUAAAGGCAGCACAAUCAACCUGACUUGUGUAAUAAAGUUCAGCCCCGAGCCACCGACGCACAUCUUUUGGUAUCAUCAAGACAAGGUGCUAUCGGAAGAGACGUCUGGAGGUCGCAUAAAAUUCAAAACGAUCAAAUCUGAGGAAACGAAAUCGAUUCUACUAAUCAGUGAUGCCGAUCUACUAGAUUCAGGCAAAUAUUCUUGCUACCCAUCGAACACCGAGAUAACGAGCUUGCGGGUCCACGUGUUACAGGGUGAGCGACCAGAGGCGAUGCAAACCAACUCGGCGCCCACAGCUCGACACAGCGCCGCCGCCCAGCCGAACAAGCUAAUCAGCGCUUUAGUCGGCGCCUUCGUUCUAUUGCAAAUAUACACAUUUCUCUGCAAGAAUGCCGGCCAUAUAACCCAGCACAACAACAACGAUCAAAGCAAACAACGUCCGCGUGCAGCAGCGCUGAACCCACGCCGUGGCCCCAACCCCAGCCGCACAUCCACUCGUGCGCAUAGCAGCGCUCAGCAUCUGCCACUCCGGCAACAACAAAGGCCCCAGCCACGACAUCGACAACAGCACCAACAACAAAAAUAUCAGCGCUCACAAAUUGGCAGCAGCAUUCUCGCACUGUUUGCGUUGGCGUUGUUGCGUUGCAACAAUGUGACAAUCGUAGACAGCAUAGCCGCACCUUCCACCGAACAACUGACGCAGCGCGGCCCCGCCUGCGUUGGCCACCGACAACCAGACCAAUUGCAACGGCAAAGCACGGCGCAGGCAGUGAACUUUGACGCCCUUGCGAAAACGUCAUCUACUGCGCGGUGAUGAACUAAUCGACAGGGGGGCCAAAGCAGCGCACGCCACAAACGCUAGAGCGGGUGAGUUGGACGCAGUCGGCUGGCGGAAGGCACUAGCGGCCUGCGUGAGCCUCAGCCAUUCAUAUGUAUCCGUGUUGGCGUGACGGCAAUGGUGACUGGGCGAAUGCGGCCACAAGUACUUUAAACAGUUCAAGUAGUGAAAUUUAUAAAACUUUGGUCGGCUAAUUACGAAGUAUGUACGUAUGCGCAUGUGCGUAUAUUUUAUCUAUGUAGUAGAAUCAGCCAAGCUCAAAGUAAACAAAAACAAAAACUAAACAUAAAACAUAAGCAUUUGAAUAAGCAGCCGAACGUCGGGCGGUGAUUAGGAUGUAAUGCCAGUAAUGAAAUAGUUUAAUUAAAAGUUAUCAAACUAAAAAUGUUCUGAAAGGUAUAAAAUACCUUUAAAUAAGCAUCUAACUAAAUCUGUAUAAAACAAGAAUGAGAACUAUUUAUAAUUUGUUGCGAAGUAAGCAGUAACUAGCGAUAAAUGUGUAUAUAUAUCCGUUUGUUGCUUGUAAGUAUGUAUAUAUUUGUACGAUUUCAUGGUUGUAAGAAGGCCGAGCUCUUCCGAAGAUGCAAUGAUUCACAUUUAAGAAACCAUAAAUCAAAAUUAAAAUAAAUUUAGUUUUUUUUCAUAACGGAGCUCACUUAAUGUGGCUCUAUUUUUGGUUUUUGAACUCGUAACAACCUCUUUAAGGAUUCACCAUGCCUCGCCACCCUACUAAUUUUUAGUCUAUUCUUUUUUACCUGAACAGAGCACAUUAAGUUUGCCACCAAAUUUGUAACAACCAGAAGGAAUCAUCGUAGACCUUAUAAAAUGUAUCUGUAGUAAAUGAAUGAGUUGAGUCGAUUUAGCUAUGUCUGUCCGUCAGUCUGUAAAUAUACGAACUAGUCCCUCAGUUUUUGAAGCAAGA